Endocarpon pusillum Z07020 is the source of this 1596-nucleotide messenger RNA. RefSeq lists its product as uncharacterized. The record is from RefSeq and is a predicted model, not a curated record. Gene Ontology annotation, cellular component: mitochondrion. Lineage: Eukaryota; Fungi; Ascomycota; Eurotiomycetes; Verrucariales; Verrucariaceae. The coding region runs from base 1 to 1596 and encodes 531 amino acids. The transcript is spliced from 4 exons.
AUGGCGUGGGGAAAGAAUGACGAGAAUGUUCCGCGGCAGAGAACAGAGGAAAGGCCAUCCUCGUUGUCAGAACCAUUGCCACGUGGGAAGCUUCCCCAGGAUCUUCAGAAGAUUGUGGACCGGGAAGAUGACUUCUUUGAUUCACUUUAUGAGGGCCAGACUGCCGACUCGACCGAUACCAACUAUCGAUAUGCCGCCUACGCCAGUCGCGCGCGAACCAUUCUACUGAGUGCCCAUCGUUACGUUGCCUACACCUCGGACAUUGGAGAGUCGUUCAGACCUGUCGCGCAUCCGUGGCUGGUGAGGGGCGCAUAUGGCAUAUCAUGGGCAUAUUUGAUUGGAGAUGUGACCCACGAGGGCUACAAGGCAUAUUGCCGAAAUCAGCAACUACUUCAUCCCAGUCCCGAAGUUGUCAAGCAGGCCACUGGUACGAAAUCGAAUGUGACACCUGACACGGUUUCGGCCAUGAGCAAGAACGUACACAUCCCGGCCAUAGAGGAUUGGCGAGCAGUGAUGGUGCAAAGAGCAGUCUUCCAGAGCAUCGCGAGUAUGGGCCUUCCUGCCUUCACAAUACACAGCAUUGUGCGAUAUUCCGGUCGAGCUAUGAAGGAUGUCAAGAAUGCCAGGCUGAGGACUUGGGGUCCAAUAGGUCUUGGCCUUGCAGCUGUCCCGGCCUUACCCUACAUGUUUGACGAACCCGUGGAAAAGGCUACGGACUGGCUGUUUUACAAUGCUUUCAAAGCGAUUGGGGGUGAGCAGGCUGCAGGUGAGCCGAAGCACGGACACGGCCACGGACACGUCCAAAGAGGGAGCCUGAAGACGUCGAACGAGGCGAAGAAAGAAUUCUCAAUCGUCCACAAAGCAUCUACAGGCACAUCGUUCCGCAAUGCGUUCUUGCACUCCCUCCAGCCGCUACUCAAAGCGCCUCACCACUUCCUCGUCUCAAGGCCCUUCCUCCUAAUCUUCGGCCUCUAUUCAUCCACUUACUUCACCGCAAACGCAAUCGACACCAUCACCUCCACCCUGUGCGCCCAAUCUUCCACAACUGUGACCACCGGCCCCACGAAAUUCCUCGCCACAUCCGCCGUCAACAUGACCCUCUGCGUCUACAAAGACAGCCACUUCGCCCGCAUGUUCAGCACCGCCGCCGCUGCCACCGCAGCCGCCACCGGCUCCAACCCCGCCACAUGCACAAUCCCCAAGAUAAGCUACCUCCUCUUCUCCCUCCGCGACUCCCUCACCAUCUUCGCAUCCUUCAACCUGCCGCCUCUCAUCGCACCCCACCUCGGCCCUCUCUCCGCUCACCUCCCCUCCCUCUUCGCCCCGCUCCUCUCUACGCCCUCGUCCCGGACCAACACCGCGCAAUUCCUGGCGCCGGCACUGAUGCAGCUCGUCAGCACGCCCCUCCACCUCCUCGGCCUGGACAUGUUCAACCGGCAGCGAAGGCUGGGCUCCCAGCAGAGGUGGAGCAGGGUGAGGAGGGACUGGGCCGUCAGCGCCCUGGCGAGGAUGGGGAGGAUCGUGCCGGCGUUCGGGGUGGGCGGCGUGGUCAAUGCGGCGGCGCGGAGGGGGUUGAUGCGCAAGAUUGAGGCGUGA